CAGGAACAAUUAGCUGGCUAUUGGCGCCAUUCCACUCUUUCGUUCAUCCCUCAUCCUUUCUAUUCGAAACCUCGAACAGGAAGACACAAUGCGCCUCCUCACAGCCCUCCUCUCCCUCACGCUCCUGGGAGCUCCCGGGGCCCUGGCCGCUAAGAAGUCCGCCGAGGAGCGCUUCCAGCUCUACCACACCAAGGCCCUGUCCUCAUCUCCCGUCAAACUCGGCGACUCCGCAUACAGAGAGCUCACCAGCACGCCGCGCGACUACACGGUAGCGGUGCUGCUGACGGCCAUGGACCCGCGGUUCGGGUGCCAGCUGUGUCGGGAGUUCCAGCCCGAGUGGGAGCUGCUGGCGCGCAGCUGGACAAAUGGGGACAAGAAGGGCGAAUCGCGGACGGUGUUUGGCACGCUGGACUUCACUGAUGGGCGGGAUGUCUUCAUGAGCUUGGGACUACAAACAGCUCCUGUUCUGAUGUUGUUCCCGCCUACCGUCGGCCCUCACGCUACUGUCUCAUCCGAUCCGAUCCGAUAUGACUUCACGAGCGGAGCCCAAGCCGCCGAGCAGGUCCACGCCUGGGUUGCCCGGCAUCUUCCCGACCGCCCGCACCCGCCCAUCAAGCGGCCGAUCAACUGGAUGCGGUGGAUCUCGACAUUUGUCGUCCUGUCUGGCGGACUUACAGCAUCUUAUGUGGCCUGGCCCUAUGUCCUGCCCGUCAUCCAGAGCCGCACGGUCUGGGCUGCCGUCACUUUGAUCUCGAUUCUGCUUUUCACGAGUGGCCACAUGUUCAACCAUAUCAGGAAUGUCCCAUACGUCGCCGGUGACGGCCGCGGGGGCAUUAGCUAUUUUGCAAACGGGUUUCAGAACCAAUACGGUCUAGAGACGCAGAUCGUGGCUGCAAUGUAUGGUGUCCUUGCUCUUUCCGGCAUUUCCCUGGCCAUCAAAGUUCCACGGAUGAGCGACCCCAAAGCGCAGGGCGUGGUUCUCCUCGCGUGGGGCGGCAUCCUUUUUGUAGUAUACAGCCUCCUCCUCAGCAUUUUCCGUCAAAAGAACCCCGGCUACCCGUUUUCCCUGCCACCUUUCAUGUAGCCCGAAAGCUGGAAUGCGGCGAUGCUGGCCGAUUGCUCCAUUCAGUUUCCCAGAAGGUUAUCGAGGCGCGAGUCUGCGUUAUACAAGCGACCAUGACUCUAUGUACAAUUAAAGUUCUAUUAAGGGCGUAUCUAGGGAACGGCAAAAGUUAAGCUGGACGGAUUAAUCCUUGAACAUCCUCGCUGCUGAGGGUUAACCAAAUAAAGGAUCCCAUAGGUGAC
Messenger RNA from Chaetomium strumarium, 1305 nucleotides. RefSeq lists its product as uncharacterized. The record is from RefSeq and is a predicted model, not a curated record. The transcript is spliced from 4 exons. Gene Ontology annotation, cellular component: oligosaccharyltransferase complex. Bases 89 to 1084 code for a protein of 331 amino acids. Lineage: Eukaryota; Fungi; Ascomycota; Sordariomycetes; Sordariales; Chaetomiaceae.